Messenger RNA from Clarias gariepinus (North African catfish), 3096 nucleotides. RefSeq names its product synaptotagmin-like 5 (gene sytl5). The coding region runs from base 329 to 2413 and encodes 694 amino acids. The record is from RefSeq and is a predicted model, not a curated record. Gene Ontology annotation, biological process: exocytosis; intracellular protein transport. Gene Ontology annotation, cellular component: exocytic vesicle; plasma membrane. The transcript has 17 exons. Gene Ontology annotation, molecular function: neurexin family protein binding; small GTPase binding; phospholipid binding. Lineage: Eukaryota; Metazoa; Chordata; Actinopteri; Siluriformes; Clariidae.
ACACGCAGACACAAACACAUGCACAUUAGACCUUAUUACACUCAACUCGCGCAGUUCACGGCACAAACCGACGGGCGAGACGUGCAGUAUGGCUGCCGUAUUGCGUGGGUGAAAAAGAGCCAGAAAAUCCUCUCAGCAGACUACAAGCUUUGGUCCCGAUGAUGAAUCGCACGAUCCAAGGGAAACGGCACAAGCGGUGUAGCGGCCUUUUACACUAAGGACUCUCAUGGCAGGCAUUAAAAAUUUCUUUUUAACGGAUUUAUGCGCCAGCCGAUCUGAUUAUCGAAGGCCCAGUAAUUAAACACCGUGAUUAAACAAUUGAAGUGCCAUGGCGAAGACAACCGAAAUCCUGAACCUGUCCUACCUUCAAGAUAAUGAGCGAGAGAUGAUCCUCAGUGUCCUGCAAAAAGACGAGAAACUUCGCAAACGAGAAGAAAAACGCGUCAGAAAGCUGAAGAACGAGCUUCUGGAGCUAAAACGCCGUGGUCGGCGUGGUAACCCGGAGCAGCGGGAGUGUGGCGUGUGUCUGCGUGCUCUGGGUCUCAUCCUCCAGAGGGGCAGUGUGUGUUUUGAGUGUCACCGUCGUGUCUGCAGCUACUGCACAGCAAUGACCCCGAAAAGCAGCAACACCAAGUGCACCCUGUGUGCCAAAUCUGCGGAGCUGAAGGUGGUCACAGGCGAGUGGUUUUUGGAAGAACGGGCUAAGCGCUUCGAACACACGACAGUCCCUAGCAGUGACGUCAUCAAACAGUCUAUUCUCAACAGUGUUCCAGAUGGACGCUCUGGUCAGAAGAAGCUUUCCCCAUCAGGACUGGACCGGCCAGCAACGCCUCAAUCUGAGCGCUCCGCCUCACCCCAAUCUGAGAGGAGUGCUGGCCGGUAUAUGGGCAAGAAGAAGGGGACAAAACCAGUGGCUGUAGAGGCAUCAGGGUUACCGACAACACUGAAUAACAUGCGCUCGCACACAAGCCGAGCAACGUCACAGGCUGAAGGGAGAAAAAGGCCUGAUGGGGCUGAGAGUGUGUGCAGUGUCCACAGCAGUGACAGUAUUCCUGAAAAGAUCAGCAUAGGGGUGAAGCGAAGAGACUCAGGCACACCCUCUAUCGCUGUGUCCAGAACUUCCCUUUCGUCAGAUCGCAGUCGUUCCGAAGUCGAUCUCAGUAAUCUGGGUGACGGGUUUGGUAAUGACCCCCUGCCUGGUCGCUGCCGCUCAGUCCCUGGGCUCAAUGAUGCAGACUCAGACGAAGACAUCGAUGCCCUGAUGUCUGCUCACUACAAAACCACCCGCAGCAUCAGCAGUGCUCAGUCCGUGUCUUCCACUCCAGGCUCGCAGCGAAAGUGGGGCUACCUUAAUUUACCCGACUCAGAUGCUGAGACUAGCAGUCUGAACAGUAUUAUGAGCGUGUACAGUGAGAUGGGUGACUACGGCAACGCGCGUGUUUCUGGAGAGAUCCUGCUCAACAUCUCCUACAGCUAUAAAACAGGAGCGCUCAACGUUCUAGUGCGAGAGUGCCGCUGCCUAGCAACCGGAGACGACCGGAGACAGCGGACUGACCCUUAUGUCAAAACCUACCUCCUACCAGACAAAUCACGCCAGAGUAAACGGAAAACCAGCAUCAAAAGCAACACCACUGACCCGGUAUUCAACGAGAACCUGAGGUAUGUGGUGAGUCAUUCGCAGCUGGAGACGCGUACUCUACAGGUUUCAGUCUGGCAUCAUGACCGCUUCGGACACAACAUCUUCUUAGGAGAGACUGAGCUGACCUUUGACUCCUGGGAAUUUGACAAACACAUAGAGGAUUGGUUUCCUUUGCAACCCAGAGCUGAGUGCUCCACAGAUACUCUGAUGCAGUAUAAAGGAGAGUUGACUGUGGUACUUAAGUACAUUCCUGCAGAGAAGAACCUUUCUCUGCCACUGGACCAAAUACAAGUGAAAAGAGGUUUUCUGAAAGGGAAGAAGAGUAUCACUCUGCCAAAAGGAGGUAUGGUAGAACUUUUGGUUAAAGAAGCCAAAAACCUGACAGCUGUCAAAUCAGGCUCUUCUGAUCCAUUUGUCAAAGGGUACCUGCUGCCUGAUGACAAGAAGAGCACGAAACACAAGACUGCAGUGGUGAGGCGUUCUGUGAACCCACGCUGGAAUCACACCUUCACCUACUGUGGCCUGCAGCACAGCGACCUGGACAACGUGUGUCUGGAGCUUACUGUCUGGGACAAAGAGCCACUCGCUAGCAACGUCUUCCUUGGGGGAGUGCGACUAGGAGCUGGGACUGGUCUGAGCUAUGGGAAAGAAGUGGACUGGAAUGAUUCCUAUGGUGAGGAGCAGCAACUAUGGCAACGCAUGAUUAACAACCCAGAGGUUCCCCAGGAGUGCACGCUGAUGCUAAGGUCCAGCAUGGCCAAGAGAAAGACGUAGAGAAGGAGAUGCCGAAGGAUAGAAAUGCAUCUCGCAAUAUUCGUCACAAGCUACUACUACUCUUUGUCACCUUAUAGAAAAGUGCACUUUGCAUACAUAGAUAGAUGCUACAUUGUAAUACACAAAGACAACAUUAUCCGCGAGACUAUGCUUGAUUCCUGCAUUUUACAAACAUGACCAAAAAGUCUAGCUGUCUAUAUGAACACCCUGUCCUUCAUCACUGUGUCUUUGCUGACCUCUGCACAAGCAUGCAUCAUACAUGCACAAAUCCUGCGGUACAAAGGCUGGCUCAAACAGAAGAAAGAUUGCUCUCACACAUGAACAAACACAUUUAUGGUGGCACAAACAGUUCUUUUCAAAGUGUACACGAAUUAGAUACAGAGAAGCACGUUCACUGCCACUCUCAUAUAUAUAAUGAAAACAAUCCUGCUUUUAGUGCACAUUUUGUCUGAGGAGUCUGUUUCCAGUGGUGUUGUAGCGAUGAGACAGAAAUUAAGCACACCUCAAUGACUCAGUACAUGACUCUCCAGUAGUGCAUGCCUAAAGCAGUGUUUAUUGUGCAUUAGAUUUGAGCUGCUCUACCUCAGCCUGUCUUUGUGUCCAGAGUGAUAGUGGGUGACAUGAUUAAAAUAUCAUAGCACAACAUUUAUAUAAUAGACAGAACAUAUCAAUAUCAAUAUAUA